Molecule: messenger RNA, 588 nt
Organism: Podospora bellae-mahoneyi
Lineage: Eukaryota; Fungi; Ascomycota; Sordariomycetes; Sordariales; Podosporaceae
Exons: 3
Coding region: 1-447 (148 amino acids)
Source: RefSeq, a predicted model, not a curated record
AUGUCCUCCAGCUUCAUAUUCCGCCAAAGCACACUCCUGUCGAGGUAUUUAGAGGUCUCCUUUCACCAGACCAAUCAAUCAAUCAAGCAAUUCAAAAUAAGCACUAACUCAAAAGACUUUGUCUCACGACAACAAUCACCACAUCAAAAAACACACACAAACACAACCAACAUGACUCAAUCCAAGGCCGACAAGAUCGAAGAGGUCCGCCAGAACCUCCCCCUCCCGCAGAUGCCCCCCAAGGCCUCCGACUGGCAGUCCGCCGACGCUAGCAAGACCAGCGUCGGCAGUGGUCGUUUUUCGAGCGAUGUUUCAACCGGUCCCGGUUCCACAGCUGGACUGAGGGAGCCUGCGACCAAGGCUUCGGAGGAUAUUGAUAUGAGUGGAAUUGGUCGUCAGGGCAAGGAUGGUCUGAGCGAGCCUCCCAAGGAUGCUCGGUCAAAGUAAAUGGGAGAAUGAUGGGAUUUGUUUUUAGCGAUGUGUACUGCAUAAUGAUUAUGAGGACAUGGUGGUGGGCAUGAUGGCUGCCGCCGCUGAAUAUAAAAUAAUUUGAAGUUACACUACUAGACUUUGACAGAAUAUUGUGAU